Messenger RNA from Arachis stenosperma, 459 nucleotides. RefSeq names its product MLP-like protein 43. Gene Ontology annotation, biological process: defense response. NCBI's taxonomy places the organism in Eukaryota, Viridiplantae, Streptophyta, Magnoliopsida, Fabales, Fabaceae. The record is from RefSeq and is a predicted model, not a curated record. The transcript is spliced from 2 exons. Bases 1 to 459 code for a protein of 152 amino acids.
AUGGCAAUAUGUGGUAAAAUUAGUGUUGAAUUUGCGAUCCAAAUACCAGCUUCAAAGUUCUUCCACAUUUUGGCAAAGGAAUUCCACAAUAUCCAAAACAUUUGUGAAAGAGUGCAUGGAGCCAACUUGCACCAAGGUGAUGACUGGCAUUCCACUGAUUCGGUCAAAAAUUGGACUUGUCACAUAGAUGGUAAGGUAAUUACAUGUAAAGAGAAAAUUGAAACUAUCGAUGAGGAGAAGAAGUCAAUUUCAUACAUUAUCUUUGAUGGAGAUAUCAGUCAGAACUACAAACUCUUUAAGACCAAUGUUCAAGUGACUGAGACCAACAAUGAGUGUGCUUGUGUUAAAUGGACCAUUGAAUUUGAGAAGAUCAAUGAAGAUGUUAAAACUCCAUACGGCUACUUAGAAUUUUACGAGAAGGGUACUAAAGAGGUUAAUGAUCAUCUUCUCAAGGCAUAG